Molecule: messenger RNA, 1539 nt
Organism: Penicillium macrosclerotiorum
Lineage: Eukaryota; Fungi; Ascomycota; Eurotiomycetes; Eurotiales; Aspergillaceae
Product: amino acid transporter
Exons: 4
Coding region: 1-1539 (512 amino acids)
Biological process (GO): transmembrane transport
Cellular component (GO): membrane
Molecular function (GO): transmembrane transporter activity
Source: RefSeq, a predicted model, not a curated record
AUGGCGGAAAAGAAAAAUCUCUCUUCAAAUGACCCCGAAGCUGGCACCGUCGAGGAAUUUGGGUAUGAUCCGGCCUACCGGCGAGUGUUUCAGGGCUUGGCUACAUUCUCGCUCGUGUUGGCUACAGCAUCUCCAAUGACCGGUAUUUUCAUUCAAUCGCCAUACCAAAUUGUCUAUGGAGGCUAUUGGGGCUUAGUAUGGGGCUGGAUUAUUCCUGCCGUCUUCAUGAUUCCCCAAGCCCUCGCAGUGGCCGAGCUCUGCUCGUCAAUGCCCAUUAACGGUGCUUUCUACUGGUGGACGGCGGCCUUGGCUCCUCCGUCCUGGUCACGUCCACUGUCUUUUAUAUCGGGCUGGACCAAUGUCUUCCAGCUGAUUACGAGCUGUGCUGGAUUGGGAUACGCUUGCGCGACGACUCUGACAUCGAUGGGCGCGGCACUCAAUCCCUCUUGGACUCCAACAAACGCAGAGACUAUGGCCAUCUCAAUGGCAAUUAUGCUUCUCUACAGCCUCCUCAUUGGAAUCCGAAUGGAGCAGCUAUCUUGGAUUUUGAUCUCCGCAGCUGCCGCCGUCCUCAUCACCACCGUCUUAUUUAUCAUCGCGUUUCCGGUCAGCACUGCGACUCAGCAUAUCGGCUUUGCCAAGGCAUCUGAUGUCUUCGGGAACUAUACCAACUACUCUCUCUGGAACGACAAUGCCGCGACCCAAUUCACCUUUUUCGCCGCCGCCUGGGUCAUCACAGGCUGGGCCGGCCCAGCAUUCGUCGCCGAAGAAACCCAUAACGCCUCGAUCAUCGCUCCCCAAUCCAUCUUGAAGACCUACGCCGCGCAAGCUAUCAUGGGCAUCAUCGUCUGCCUGAUCUGCGCCUUCUGCAUUGUAGACAUGGACACCCUCGCCCACUCCGCGGGCUACCCGAUAUACGACCUCAUUCUCUCGCGCUGGGGCACCCAACUCGGCGCAGCCUUCAUCCUGCUCAUCAUCAUCGUCACCAUCAUCGGCGGCUCCUCCGCAAUCCUCACCGCAGCCAGCCAAAUCGCAGCCUUCGCCCGCGACGGCGGCACCCCGUUCGCCACACUUUUCAGCCGCGUCAACCCGCGCACCAAUAUGCCCGCGCCUGCCAUCCUCGCCCUCCUCGUCGGCACCCUGGCCAUCCUGCUCUUCAGCCUCUCCACCAACGCUGCCUCCAUCAUCUACUCGCUCACCGUAAUCGCCUCCUUGACAACCUACAUCCUGCCCAUCGUGCUGCGCCUGUUCGCCGGCCCGCGCUUCGUCCCGGGCCCCUGGCACUACGGCCGCUUCAGCAAGCCCAUCCAUGCUCUCGCCGCCCUCUGCCAGAUCUACUUCAUCGUGAUCGAGUCAUUCCCGACUACAACGCCUGUGCCAACGGCCGCAUCCUUUAAUUACAACUGGGUCCUGACUGUCGGGGUCAUGGGCGCCGCGGUGGGGUUGUGGUUUUUGCAGGGACAUGCCUUUGCGGAUUUAUCGGGGCAGAUUGCGAGACAUCAUCAGCAAGCUAGGGGUAGCCAUGAGGAGAAGGAGUGA